GCCUGCGCAGGAGCUUGUGGCGUCAAAGAGCCAGCCGUGUCCAUGGAGCGAGGCUGAGGGGUCACGCUCCGGCCCGAGGCUGCGGGCGCCGCGACGUGACCAUGUCGGCGUCGUUGGUCCGCGCCACCGUGCGGGCCGUGAGCAAGAGGAAGCUGCAGCCCACGCGGGCGGCGCUCACGCUGACCCCCUCAGCUGUGAACAAGAUAAAACAACUUCUUAAAGACAAGCCAGAGCAUGUGGGUCUGAAAGUUGGCGUGCGAACCAGGGGCUGUAAUGGCCUCUCUUACACCCUGGAGUAUUCAAAGACAAAAGGAGAUUCUGAUGAAGAAGUUAUUCAAGAUGGAGUCAGAGUGUUCAUCGAAAAGAAAGCACAGUUAACACUCUUAGGAACAGAAAUGGACUAUGUGGAGGACAAGCUAUCCAGUGAGUUUGUUUUCAAUAACCCCAACAUCAAAGGGACUUGUGGCUGUGGUGAAAGCUUUAACAUUUGAAACCUCAGGACUCCAAGCUCCGGGAGAGCCGGCAUCUACCUGGGAGCUUACUGAAGAAAUCAUGUGACUGUCACGUUUCAGAGUUUAUGGUGUGCGGCCACCUCAGGGGGGAAUAAAGUGAUGCAGCCAGUGUGCAAAUCCCGAAAAGCUGGUAUCUGUUGUCUGUAAAGCCCAGAAACUGGGAAAACAUUGUUUUCUUUAGGUCAUUCUCCUGUUCUGUACAGAAAGCCCCUGCGCUGCUCUUAACUCUGUAGCUUUGUUCUUUGCGCUAGGACCAACUUCGUGGCCAUUGCUUUGCCGGGAGCUGAGGAAACGGGUAACAGGUGUGCACCCCGAGAUCCUAGUGAGUGGAUUGAGACGAUGCCUCCUCGCCCCCUUCUCAUCUCCCAGGCAGGACAGCUGUGGGUAACAGCGUAGUGGUCCCUCAUUUCCCUCGCAUCUGCCAUGGCCUUUUACAUUUUAUUAGAAAUAUGAUCAUCGGACGCCUUCUUCCCGCCCUUCAGUAGUUCCAGAUUUCUGAGUGAUGGUGUCAGAAGGUGGGAGCUGCCAGACCUGGUCUCGGUCCAUCCCCUAGGGCAUGCUUCGAGAUGGUUGCCUUAGACCUUUCCAUUAGAAGCUGUGACAAGCAGCCAGCUAGCUCACCGCACUUAACCAGAUCUGAUAAGUUAGAGAGCUAGGACCGUACCCAGCUCUCCCUUCCUCACAGGUGACCCCAGUACUGUAUGAGACACUCAGAGGAGGUGAGUGGUGCCUGCCUUCCAUGCCUGGGCAGCAUUUUGAUAAGACUUUAAUUUAUAGACUGCAUUUGUUUUCUUCUGAACGGAAGUCUUAUUUAAGCUCUUUUGUUUGAAUUGCCAUCUUGCUUGUUUGGAGCUUUGAAACCAUCAUUUCUUACAGAGAUCCUGCAGCAGAAGAAUUUACUCUUGGAGCACAGGGCCUAUGGAGCAGACAUGGAGGUGUCUUCUUAGUUCCCAAUACACAUAUUUCCUGGUUCCUAAAUGAAAUUGCUGAAGUUUUAAUAUUUUUUAACACCAGUUUUUUGAGUCUUCAUUUUGCUGUAUAGUGUAGGCCAUCCUGACUGGCGACCCUCCUGCUUCAGCCUUCUGAGAUAUGUGCCACCAUACCUGAAUCCCAAGUUUUUCUUAAAAGUGAUCUUAACUUGACCUGUGUUUGACAUCUUAAGUAACCUGUGAGUUCUUUUGUGGAAGGCUGUUUUUCACAAAGUAGCUGAGUUUCAUAUUUGUGCUAUUUACUAAAAUUCCUACCACCAAAAUGCACCACCUUGUAGUUUUAUAUGAUUGUUAUGAGUUUGUUAUCAUAAAUAGAAUUGUUGAUACAUCUUUAAUUUGUGCAAUAUUGUAUGUAGAAAUUGAGUAUCAAUUAAAAAACUCACCUCUUGUGAUCCUAA
Messenger RNA from Chionomys nivalis (European snow vole), 1899 nucleotides. RefSeq names its product iron-sulfur cluster assembly 1 (gene Isca1). Gene Ontology annotation, biological process: iron-sulfur cluster assembly. Gene Ontology annotation, molecular function: 2 iron, 2 sulfur cluster binding. Gene Ontology annotation, cellular component: mitochondrion; cytoplasm. The record is from RefSeq and is a predicted model, not a curated record. The transcript has 4 exons. NCBI's taxonomy places the organism in Eukaryota, Metazoa, Chordata, Mammalia, Rodentia, Cricetidae. Bases 102 to 491 code for a protein of 129 amino acids.